UAGGCUAUAUCUGGAGCAGAAAGCUCCGUACCAUCUAAGUACUGCACUGCUGGAACGACAGCAGCCCAGUGCACGAAAAAAGCAUGACCUCGUCUCAGAGCUUAGCGCUAGCAGUUCUCUUCAGCUUCCUCUCGUGCAAUGCAUCCCUAGCUUCCUCCGAUGGCUUCCUGCAAUGCCUCUCGGCAGCCAUACCGGAGCAGCUCUUGUACACGCAGAGCUCGCCUUCGUUCACGUCAGUCCUCGUCUCCUCCAUCCAAAACCCCAAGUUCAUCACGCCUAGCACGGUGAGGCCGCUCGUCAUCAUCGCACCGACGAAUGCCUCCCACGUCCAGGCCACCGUUGUCUGCGGCCGCCAGAACGACGUGCGCAUCCGCGUGCGCAGCGGCGGGCACGACUAUGAGGGCCUCUCGUACCGGUCCAAGCGCCCCGAGGUGUUCGCCGUCGUGGACUUGGCAACCCUCCGCUCCGUGAGCGUCGACCAGAAGGCAGCCACCGCGUGGGUGGACUCCGGCACGACGAUCGGGGAGCUGUACUACGCAAUUUCGAAGGCAAGCAUCCUGCUGGCUUUCCCGGCCGGUCUGUGCCCGACGACCGGCGUGGGCGGUCAUUUCAGCGGCGGCGGAUUAGGCAUGCUGCUUCGAAAGUACGGCGCCGCCAUGGACAACGUCCUAGACGCCACGUUGGUGGACGCCAAGGGGAGGCUCCUGGAUAAACAGACCAUGGGGACGGACGUAUUCUGGGCUAUCCGCGGCGGUGGCGGCCAGAGCUUCGGCAUCGUGCUGUCGUGGAAGGUGAAGCUCGUGCCCGUCCCGCCGACGGUGACAAUGUUCAGCAUCCUCAAGUCCGUCAACGAGGGUGCUAUAAACAUCCUCACCAAGUGGCAAGAAGUUGCCCCAGCUCUUCCCGAAGAUCUUUUCAUAAUGGCGAUCAUCAAGAAACAGGUGGCUAAGUUCCAAUCCAUGUACCUGGGCACCUGCGACACGCUCCUGCUUUUGAUGGGAACCCGCUUCCCCGAGCUCGGCCUGAACCAGACGCACUGCAAGGAGAUGACAUGGAUUCAGUCAGUUCCCUACAUCUAUCUGGGCAACACCGCGACUGUGGAGGACAUCCUAAACCGGACAACAUCCAUGAACAGCUUCAGCAAGGCCACCUCCGACUACGUCCGUCAGGCCAUCCCCAAGGACACGUGGGUGCAGAUCUUCACCUGGCUCGCCAAGCCAGAAGCUGGGAUAAUGAUCAUGGACCCUUAUGGCGGGAAGAUGAGCAGCUUCCCAGAGUCGGCGACACCGUUCCCUCACCGUGGUGGCGUGCUGUACAACAUCCAGUACAUGAAUUUCUGGUCAGCCGCCACGGACGGAUCGGCGCGGACGAAGUGGCUCAAAGACUUCUACACGUUCAUGGCGCCGUAUGUAAGCCAGAACCCGAGGGAGGCCUAUGUAAACUACAGAGACCUUGACCUGGGCGAGAAUGUCGUGGUGGGCAAUGUCACCAGCUACCAGGCCGGUCAGGUUUGGGGCCAGAAGUACUACAAGGGUAACUUCCAGAGGCUGGCGAUGGCGAAGGGUGAGGUGGAUCCUGACGACUACUUCAGGAACGAACAGAGCAUCCCACCACUUGUGGCGAGCAAGUGACAAUGAAACUA
Molecule: messenger RNA, 1642 nt
Organism: Lolium perenne
Lineage: Eukaryota; Viridiplantae; Streptophyta; Magnoliopsida; Poales; Poaceae
Product: berberine bridge enzyme-like Cyn d 4
Molecular function (GO): FAD binding; oxidoreductase activity
Source: RefSeq, a predicted model, not a curated record